Pipistrellus nathusii (Nathusius's pipistrelle) is the source of this 987-nucleotide messenger RNA. Lineage: Eukaryota; Metazoa; Chordata; Mammalia; Chiroptera; Vespertilionidae. The record is from the annotation of a GenBank genome assembly.
AUGAAUAUGACUGUCACAGCCUGGGAGACCAAUCUCACAACAACAUAUGGAAGUCUUCAGGCCGUUCAUCAACAUUAUACAGAGUUCAUAAUCCUGCAAAUACUGACAGUCAUCGUGGCCCUGGUGGGGCUGGCAGGGAAUGCGGUGGUGAUCUGGCUGCUGGGCUUCCGCAUGCGCAGAAACGCCUUCACAGUCUACAUCCUCAACCUGGCCGGGGCCGACUUCCUCUUCCUCUGCUACCGAUUUACACGUAGUCUAGUUUUACUUUUUGACUUCGGUUUUGUCAUUGGAAUAAUUAGCCGAUUUCUCUUGCCUGUGUCAAUCUUUGCCUACAUCUCAGGUCUGAGUUUUCUCAGCGCCAUCAGCACGGAGCGCUGCAUGUCUGUCCUGUGGCCCAUCUGGUACCGCUGCCACCGCCCUACUCACAUGUCCUCUAUCAUGUGUGCCCUGCUCUGGGCCCUGUCCCUGCUGAUGAGCAUGUUAGAAGGGAACUACUGUGGCUCCCAGAGUUCUAAUGUGUGUCUUGUUUGGUGUCAAGUAUUGGAUUUCAUCACUGUGGCAUGGCUGAUUUUGUUAUUUGUGCUUCUCUCUGGCUCCAGCCUGGCCCUGAUGACCAGACUGUUAUGUGGCUCCCAACGGGUGCUGCCGACCAGGCUCUACAUGACCAUCAUGAUCACGGUAUUGGUCUUUCUACUCUGUGGCCUGCCCUUUGGCUUCCACUGGUUCCUCAUAAUCUGGUAUCCAAAUGAAUAUCUUGCCCUCUUUCAUCUUUCCUUGACUGUAGUAUUUCUGUCCUGUGUCAACAGCUGUGCCAACCCCAUCAUUUACUUCUUCGUUGGCUCCUUUAGGCAGCAAUGGUGGAAGCAAAGACACACUAUGAGGCUGGUUCUCCAGAGGGCUCUGCAGGACACUCCUGAAGUAGAUGAAUCUGGAGAAAUCCUUCCUGGGGAAACCCUGGAAAUGUCAGGAAACAGUCUGGGGCAGUGA